AUGCCGUGGUCGAUUAUCAGCAAAUUUUAUCCUCGCGCAUGCGAAAAUAGACUCGAUAUUGGCCAUCCAGAGGUCAAGGCAUUCAGAGCCAAGUUCUUUAGGGCAGCUUUGUUGAAUUUUGUCAUCUAUAUUCUGCUGUUCUUCUGUCUCUUCUGCUAUCUCUAUGGAACCCUCUUUCAACAAGUUCCCCGAACCCAUAACCUACAUAUCCUAUGGGUAGACUAUGAUGGCAGCAUCAUUGGUGAUGCAGUACGCAAUUCAUACAACUCUUUACGGUCACAUGAGUUUCCGACGUUGAUUGAGCGAUCAGCAUCCCAAUAUCCGACACCGCAUGACCUAAGAGAAGCUGUUUGCAAUACGCAUUAUUGGGCCGCCCUGUAUACGUCUCCUGGAGCAUCCGUGGCUUUAGGUCUUGCCAUUGCAGGAUCAAAUACGUCGCAAUACAAUACGUCAAAUGUACUGUCAUAUAUUUGGAAUGAGGCCAAAUACCCUACCGUUAUGGACAGCGCCAUCUCGAAUAAUCUUCACACGCUAUCCGACGCUGCUCGAGUUUCCUACAUAGCUCUCAACGGCACCUCGGCUUUCCUUACAAUUCCACCCAACAACUCCGCUGCCAUAUCAAUUUUCACCAAUCCGUGGACACUAACAUCUAUCAACAUCAAACCUACCGUGCAGGGAACUCGUACAGUCUAUAACACAGUCGCCAUUGUGUUAAUUCUGAUCGAAGAUUUCUUCUAUCUCGCCACCAUCAACGGGCUCUACGCUCAGUUCAAGGUCUACUCGCGAAUUGCGCCAGUGCGCAUAAUCCUUGUCCGCGAUGCUAUCUCUAUCACAUUCACCAUGUUGGGUUCAUUGAUAAACUCUGCGGCGAUUUGGGCAUUCAAAGCAAAUUGGCAAGUAUCGGGCGGCCAAUUCGCUCUGAAUUGGCUUAUCAUAUGGUUGCUCGCCCAUGUGAAUUUCCUUGUAUUCGACGUUUUUACUAUCUGGAUACCACCGCAGUACGUCUCCAUGGCCCUCGUCUCUUGGAUUGUGAUGAACGUCAGUUCAAUCAUACUACCAUUCAGCGUGUCGUCUCCAUUCUAUCGUUGGGGAUAUGCUUUACCAGCGCACGCUGCCUAUGAGCUGCUCACAGAUAAUUGGUCCAGUGGUUGUAAUCCACACUUGUCUUAUGCCCUACCAGUCUUAUUCUCCUACGAAGUAAUCGGGCUCAUCUUAACGGGUGUCGGUGUAUACAAAAGGUGUCAUAACGCCUCCAUAAUGGAGGAGACUACCAAGGAGGCAAUGAGAUUGCGAGUGGAGGCGGCGCUCGAACUGGAGCGAGACCAGGACAAUUUUGAGGCACAAGAGAGCAGCGAAAAAGACUCAGAACAUCCGAGUACUGGGGAGCCAUCCCGUGCGACCACAAAUACGGGUACCUUUGCGGGCGACACUGAGCCAAGUAGAAGGCAAAGGAGGCAGAGUAAUGUCGAAGUUCUUGACGGCGAAAUCCAUCGGAUGGAGACGCGGGCAUCUCUGCUGUCAAACAUUGGGCCAACUUUUCGCCUUAUCGGUUCAGAGGAUAGCUAA
Molecule: messenger RNA, 1566 nt
Organism: Trichoderma aggressivum f. europaeum
Lineage: Eukaryota; Fungi; Ascomycota; Sordariomycetes; Hypocreales; Hypocreaceae
Exons: 1
Coding region: 1-1566 (521 amino acids)
Cellular component (GO): membrane
Source: RefSeq, a predicted model, not a curated record